Molecule: messenger RNA, 3406 nt
Organism: Nezara viridula (southern green stink bug)
Lineage: Eukaryota; Metazoa; Arthropoda; Insecta; Hemiptera; Pentatomidae
Source: the annotation of a GenBank genome assembly
GCUUGCGAGAUUAAGUUAGUUUAACUUCAUGAUUUGGCGUAGAUCCUUAAUAUUAAAUUUAAAAUAUUCAAUAGAAUGGAAUGAAAAAUUGUGUUUAAUAAAAUAAAUCAUAAUUUAUUAAAUUACAAUGAUUUUCAUCUUAUCUUUUUAUGCAUAUAUUUUUGUUUUGUACUACAUUUUAAGCUUGUGUACCUAUUGUGGUAACAUCAUUAUGAAAUGCAGGUAAUUGUCACAAGAAAGAAAUAUGAUUUUGUUAGAUUAACGAAAAAAAAAAAUAUUUUACUUGUCAUUUUUUUUCUCCUCUCGGUUUGAAUUUUCCGUAAGAUUAAUGACCCAGUAUACCUCAGAAUAUUUUUUAAAAGUAAUAUUUAUUUAUUUAUUUUUUAACUCGACAAGUACUUACUUUUGCAAUUGAAUAUUUUAAGUUCGAAUUUAUUGAUAAUUUCAAAUGAAAAGCCUAGUCAACACUGUUGUUUAUAUGUUAUGAUAGGGUUACCUUUAGGAGAUAUCUAAAAAAAGUAAUUGAUACGUCUAUCAGUUGAAUCACGGUCGUUACUAUGCCCUAUAAUGUCUUGAGUUAUAUCAGCCAGGGAGGAAAUUUAACAAAAUUUUGCCUAACAAUGACAUGGAGAAGGGGACUAGAGUCCAAGAAAUAAGGAAACGAUUUGAAGGUUUAAAUUCUCCGAACAAUGAUUCAUUCGCCUCUAAAAAUCCUUUACCUAGUUUCCUCAAAAGCAGUGGUUCCAAUAGUGCCAAGAAUUCUACAGAUCUUGAUCUUCAAUCUGUGACCAAAGGAAUCAUCAGAAGGUCUCAUGCUUUUAGAAAUGAUAAAACGAAAAUAAAGCUAUCAAACUCAAACAUUGUGCUAGAUAAAAAUUUAAUUGGAUUGGGAGUCAUCAAUGAAUCAUCUUCAAAGAGUGUUGUUAAGUUGGAGGAAAAAUCUUUUCCUUUGAAAGAUAGUAAAGCAAGUAGUAGUCACUUACAAACUAAACCAGUAGCUUUGAAAAUCAAUGUUGAUAGUCUGACUGACACUUUAAAAAAAGCUCUGAAAAAUCCCUUACCUGUUGGACCAGCCCCUAAGAAACCACCAAGAACAUUUGCUCAUGCUGGUAACAGUCCAGAAUCACUUAUACCUGAUAACUCUGACAAGAAAACUGUUAUUACUAAGUUGUCAGAUUCAUUGUUGCUGAACAAAAAUGGAAACUCAGUGCCAUCAGUUGCCUUACCAAGGCGCUCGAAGACUGAUCCCCACAUAAUGUUAAAGAAAUUAGAAUCUGCAUUGUUAACUAAUCAGAUCAACAAUAAAUCGAAUGCCAUUGUGACACCCAACAUUUCAAAUUGCACCCAGCCUGUUUUUAAACAGAGUGAAGUUUCUCAGAAUACAACAAAUUCUAAAUUCAACAAAUUUUGUCUUAAUGGUUUUAGUUCUUGUCUUAAUCCAAACAUUUACGACGCCCCUUCUUUGUUGAAAAUCAAGAGUGAAGCACAAAAUAAUAUUAAUUUAACAUCUAACAAAUCUACUUAUGGCACAAUAAGAAAGGUUCAAAAUAUUAGGCACAUCUAUGAAGAACCGUAUUCUCCUAGGAGUGAAAGAAAAAAUAAGGGUUCAGUAACGAAUAAGAACGAUUCACCUCAACCUAAACUUAGUGUCCAUUAUAUGUCUUCCCCUGUUCGUGAAUCAAGGCGAAUGAUACUUCCAGAAUCUGUUACCUCAAGUGAACUAAACAAUAAAAAGAUUAAAAUGAUAACGGACACAUUUAAUGAAAACAUGAAGUCUGACAGUGAUGCUGAUUCCAUUCAGGAAGAAAGGACUGAUUUUAAUAAAGGUAACCAAGAAGAAGUUACUGCUGUUAGAAAAGUUUAUGUAAAAAGAGUAUCUAGUAUGAGGCAGCAAACCAUUAGGUUACCACGGCAAGGGCAAAAUUUGUUCGAAGUUCUUUUACUGAUUGGAUUAGAUCAAGAUGUUAAAUUAGGAAAAGUUCCAUAUGUAAAAUCUAAAUACCCUGAAUCGGUAGUUCUUCCUGAAAGCCUUGCUGAGUUAGUAUUUCCUGAUGCAGAUGAUUGGCCGCCAAGUGCAGUUUCUCUUUCUGGCCAUCAUAAUAAUUAUACUUUAGUCCUUACCUCAGAGGAUGGUGCAAGGAAAUAUGCUUACUGCAGAAGGCUUCAACCUGAAGGUGCUCCCAUCUGCCUUCCAUUAGCUUAUGUUCUCAUCAGCCAACAUAAAGACAAUAUUUUUUAUUAUAAGAUAUUAUCUGAAUUAGAGGCCCGACAUGGUAUGCCAGUAGCCGAUUAUUACCAAUUUGUGAGAAGUUUGUUUUAUUCCAGUAUUCCAAAUCCUGGUUUAAGUCUGCAAUUUGGCGAUGUAAUAUUUCGAAGAGCAGUUGAUGCUAGGCAAGAAAGUUAUGAUAUAUCGAGGGUUCUCCAAGCACUCACUGUUCCCAUAUUCAUAAAAGCCUUUUCAACUCUUCUAAUUGAAAGGAAAGUAAUCUUGGUCGGAUCUAAUAUAAGCCUGGUAUCGGAUUGUAUUGAAGGACUUCUAAAAGCAAUUUUUCCUUUUGAGUGGGAACACACUUUGAUUGGCGCUGUUCCUUCCAGUAUGCUGGAACUCUGCACUGCCCCUACUCCAUUUUUGAUGGGAGUUAUAAGACCGAAAAACAAACCUCACCCAUCAACUUUCCUGCCGUUGACCUGCAUUGAAGAUUGUCUUGUGGCAGAUGUGGAUAACAGUGAAGUUAUCAAGUCUUGUGGAGAUGAACUUUCUAUCCUUCCCAACAGAUUGAUUUUAUGUCUCAAAUCAGCUCUUUACUUGUGCCCUGUACACAGCACUGACGUCGGGGCUUCGGAGGCUCUUAUGAGGUUAUUUGUUGAGCUUGUUGGCCAUUUCAAUGGAUAUAUCAUCACUGAUGUCCAUACUAAUAACAGAACAUUUCAAAGGGAGUCAUUUGUAAAAACACCUAAUUCCAGAAGCACUCAGCUAUUUCUUGAGUGGUUUACGGAAACUGCCAUGUUCCAGUCAUUUAUACAAAGGAGAUUGGAAAGAAGUUUUGAACAUGGUCUUUUUGAACAGCGAUGUGCUGAAUACAUUGAGGAAAACAUAAAGAACCAUAACGUCAAGAAAGAAAGGAGUAUAAACAAGACUGUUAAAACUAUUGGAGGUCGUUUUAAAGACUGGACUUCAUCUUCGUAGCCUGAGAAUAAGUUCUAUUUAAAUAAAAUAAAAAUUAUGAUUUUAAAAAUUAUUUUGAUGUCACUAAAAUUCAAUUUAGUGUCACAGUAUUCUAGUCAUUAUGUAUGGGCUUUCCCUUUUUCCACUUUUAAUAAUUAUUAUAUAAUGGCACAUGACAUUUUGUUUUAUAAUUAUAUAGUAUAAAAUCUUUUCCCAUCUUUUUUAUAAAUGAUUUAAGAC